CUUCCUGCUGGCUGCUGCUUGUGCUACACUCUUCCGAGGAUCCAGCCUCUUGGUGGUAGUUUGCAUAUUGCCCUCGCGCACUUGCUCGCUCUCGUUCGUUCGAUGCUCGCUGCGUCUGUGUGCGUCUCUGCGACUCUCUCUGCGCUGCACUUUCUUCCCCUCCCAUCCCUCUCUUGCUCCAAGAGCUGAUACGCGUUAGCGGGUGCUCUCGUUUGGAUGCCCGAGCGCAAUGGUGUCGGGACGUGUGUAUAGAUUUCUCGUCGAGGCGUCGCCCCGCUGUUCCCAUGCUGUUCUGGAGCGGUGAAGAGAAGAGAAGAGAAGAGGAGAGAAAAGAAGAGAAGAGAACAGAAGCGAAGCGAAGUUUUACGAAGGCCCGCUGGAGCGUUCGUCGCCCUAUUUUUCCCGCAUGUGAUUUUUGGCAGUUUUCUACAAUUUUUACUCGUUCUCGAGGCCCUGGUGUGGAGGUCUCGUCAUGUGUUUCUUGGGAUUCGAUCGAUGGGUUGUAGCCGUUUGUGUCGUGAAGAAGCCGAAGGUUGUCGUCGGCAGGGAGCGUGAAUGAGUUCAAUUUUGUGAAAUUUUCGGGGGAAGGACCUUUGUGUGGAAUUUCACGGCAAAAAUGGAGGGAAUGUCUGGUUGGGGGAGGGAUGUUCUUGGGAGGUUGGUGUGAUGCUUUCCGCUCAAAGUGGUUUUUGCGGGCUCGAGGAGGCCUGUAGCAUGGUAGGUGAGAAAGGAAGUGUGGCCUCCUGCCCAACGGCCCACUUUCUCCUCUCUGAAUAGCAGCAUGUUGAAAGAGCGCAGUGUCGUAUUCAGUGUAGUAUUUCCUGUCUGCAGUUGAAAUCAGGUGGGGAAGGAGACUCUGAAGAAGUUCAUUCGGGAUCGCAUAUUGCUUUUUCGAUAUUUUUGCUGCAUUGAGUCGUAGAUGCCCUGUACGGCGAUAUAACGCGCAAGUUGAGAGCCGUUUUUACCUUUUAGAAGAAGUGCUCAUGCGGCAGGCGCUUCUGCUGCCGGGAUUGUUACAACUGUACCAUGGCAUCCAGUUCACAGAGGCGGUUUGUGGAUUGGGAGGAGCGGUUCGUCUCCCAUGAACGGGGAUUUCGAGUUGUUCAUUAUCUUCUCCGGGACCGAGAAGGUACCCCGUGGCUAGCCGUGGUAGGAACGGAACGGAGCCUGCGGCAUAUGGUCUAUGUGGUCCGUGACGAGUUUUUGCCUAUUGCCGGCUUGGACAAGUCUACAACGUCAGGUUACAAAUGGAGAGCUCGCCGAGAAGUGGUGGACUGGUUGUCGUCUUUGAUCAUCAAAAGUCGUUUUUCUGAUGCGAACCAUUCUGCAGGUUCCUCUCGAAACGCUUUGAACUCUUCCACAGACGUCGAUAGUUCCUACAGCCACGAUGCCGACGGUAUUGAGAGCGGGCAGGAGGAAAGUCGAAGACACCAUUACGAGGUCGAGGCGCGGAGACAGAUAUCGGGUUCGAGCCCUAGCUCAGAUAUCGAGUGGGUGGGAGCGGAGUGGACUUGCCGGAAGAAGCUGAAGCACUUCCAGGCGUUCCGGCGUAAUGGCGUCGUAAUUCAUAUGCGAAGGUUCGUCUACGUGAUGACGGAGGAGAAAGAACGACACAUCGCGCACGUCCAGGACCUGUACGAGGACAAGAAGCAGAGAAAAAAAUUGCGAGUGCGCUGGUUCCACAAGCCGAGCGAGCUCGGGUGCAAGAUUCCGCCGCCGGCGCCCGAUCGCCGCGAGGUGUUCUACACGAGCUACGAACAGGAUCUGAGCGUCGAGUGCGUGGACGGCGUGGCGACCGUGCUCACGCCCGAGCAUUACCAGCAGGCUCUGCUGCUCUCGGGCGGAUCGAACCUCAUGGCCACCACGCACAUGUGCUCGCGCCAAUUCGACACCGAUGGAAUCCGGCCCCUGAACAUCGAGUACCUCCAUGGCUACGCCGAGCAGCCCGUCUUCGGCACCCUCGGCAUCAACCACAUGCUGCUCGCCGAUGCGCCCGACCAGCAGGGCAACGACAGCAUGGACAUCGACGAGGACGAAGGCGCCGACGUGGGCAAGGCCGUGCGCCGCGGCCCGCGCACCGGCCCGCGCGGGUCCAGGCGCCGCGCCGGCGCGCCCAGCACCAAGAACACCCGGUCGCAAAGCACCAAGGGAGCGGCAGCCGGAGCGGGCGCACCCGGCUCUAGCCCGUUGCUCUGGGCCUCGUCGGCGCAGAGGCCGUCGGGCGACGUCGCAGUGCGGAGAUCGGCGGAUGCGGCCACCGCCAGCGGGAGCGGGUCCGGUGACUGGAAGGAACCGUCGAGCAGCGGGGCCGCCGGGUGCAGUGAGGACGCGGGCUUCAGCUUUACCAUUUUCCAUUUACCAUUCGCCCCCACCACGCCCUGCGCGUACCACAUCGGCGACCACGUCGAGGUGCUGAGCCAGGACAGCGGCGUGCGCGGUUGCUGGUUCCGGGCCGCCGUGGUCGGCCUGGCGCAUCGCCGGAUCAAAGUGCGGUACACGGACCUUCUGGACGAGAACAACGAGGCAACUAUCGAGGAAUGGAAGUCGACGACGGAAGUGUCCAAUCCGUUCUUGCCGAACUUUCGAGCCAGAGGACGGCCGACGAUCAGACCUUGUCGCGAGGAUUCCGAGAUCAGGUCCCACAAGCUCUUGAUGGACACCGGCGUGCUCGUGGACGCCUGGAUAUCGGAUGGAUGGUGGGAAGGAAUGAUGGAAAACAUCGGUGGCGGAUACGUCAACGUAUAUUUCCCAGAGGAACGCUACCGAGCGACGGUCCGAGAAUCGGAUUUGAGACCUUCGUGGGAGUGGAUGCACGGGCGUUGGUCGUCUGUGUCUUUGCUUCUGGGCUGCGCUCCGCUCGAUGUGAAGCCCAGCCCUAAAGCAAGCAAUCAAACCAGCAAUGGAUCGAGUAUACUCGGAUCGCAUGCCAACGGAAGUCUGGAGUCUGGCUCCUUCGAUGAAGAGGCAGGUGCUCGGAUUCUGAGCAUGAUAUCGAAGUCCACAAGCUGCGCUGUGGGGAGAGACUCGUGGAACGCUCCUCCUCGGGUCGGAGGACCCGGCAAUGUUGAAGAAGACAGUCAGCACGCGUGCGAUCACAGCCGCAAGCUAACGACGACGGGAUCCGCCUCGAGACCUGACGCCGAGGAUUGCACCGGAGUAGCCAUGACAAAAUCAGGGAAAGUAGAGGAACUGACGCACGUCUUGGAGUCCGUCAAGGAGGAGCGACAGGACAGUGAGAGCAGUCGUGAUUCUAGCCGCCGAAUGGCGGUGGACUCCGGUGAUGAAGUGAAGAAAGUCACAUCGACUGGUCUGAAGUGGAGGAGAAAACGACAUAGGCAAAUCCCGAGCUUGGGGAACGUCGUCGUUCACUCGCUCUCCGCUGAUAGUAAGGAGAGUUUGGAGAGAAGCAGAGACGACUCUCGCGUCGAUCGGCCCGCUGAGGACUUGAGGCUGUUAGACAAUGUGGAGAAAUACUCCAGGUUGAAAUCUGGAGACAUGGAAGAGAUGCCGAAGUUUAAGCAACACAGGCACGGGAAAAUACACGGGACACCCAUGGGGACCUCGUUCUUGAUGACCUCUAUCCCUAUAGCCAACCUGGUUAUGUCCAGGUAACUUAUAACGUUUUGCACGCAUGUGACGUCAAAUUGCUGCUAACGAGCACCCCCUUGUCCAGCAGUUUGUGGGCGUCUUCAUUUUGACAUUCGAGCUUUGGUGCAAACAUCUGCACCAGGAGAGGCCACCAGUUUCUGUUUCAGUAGUGAGAAAUAAUGAGGCAUUUAAGCCCUGUAUUGGGCGUGUAAAGAAGAAAAUGUAGAGAAGACAUCCUUUCCUUGUCUCAUUGGUAAUCCUCUGUAUAUUUGAAGAUGCCAAGCCGUGUGGCGGGCCUGACGGUCACCGGAUUGUAUUUACUCUUUUGAGAUGAAGAAAUGUAUACGAAGGCGGCAAAG
Marchantia polymorpha subsp. ruderalis is the source of this 3947-nucleotide messenger RNA. Lineage: Eukaryota; Viridiplantae; Streptophyta; Marchantiopsida; Marchantiales; Marchantiaceae. The record is from the annotation of a GenBank genome assembly.